Pimephales promelas (fathead minnow) is the source of this 941-nucleotide messenger RNA. It is a transcript of the gene tnfrsf18, whose product is annotated as tumor necrosis factor receptor superfamily, member 18. Gene Ontology annotation, cellular component: external side of plasma membrane. NCBI's taxonomy places the organism in Eukaryota, Metazoa, Chordata, Actinopteri, Cypriniformes, Leuciscidae. The record is from RefSeq and is a predicted model, not a curated record. Gene Ontology annotation, biological process: positive regulation of cell adhesion.
UAUAUAACUUGAGAAAUGAAAACAGAGAACAAUUCUCAAUCUACCGCUGUGAUACAAUGGACACUGCUAAGCUCUGGUUUUGUUUUACACUGUUCUGUAUUUGUGGCAGCUGGAUAUCGUGUCUGGAUAUAAACUGUGACUGGGCCACCGAGUAUGAACUUGGAAACACAUGUAUAAAAGCCUGCCCUUUGGGUGAGCAUCCCAAAGAACCAUGGCAAGGGAACAGUGGCAUAGUGUGUGAGAAAUGUCCACCAAACCAUGCUUCGGAAAAGGUCAAAUGUCUCUGUAAUAAUGGUUGGUGCUUAAAUGAAGACUGCAGCAGUUGUGAGAAAAGAAAAAGCUGUACACCUGGACAUAAAAUGAAGAGAUUUGGUGAAUUUGAUUACAAUUACAAAUGUAUGGCAGCAUGUCAAAACUACUCUUACUAUGAUGCUGAGGACAGCACGUGUAAACCCAAUACACAGUGUGUUGGUGUUGUGAUCCCUGGAAACAAGACCAACAAUGCAAGAUGUGUAUCUUCUGGCAAACAAGAAAAUCCAGUCCAGUCUCAUCCGUUCAUGGUGGCCUGUUUAAUAGUCACUGCGUUGACUUGCUUCAUUAUUAUCAUGUAUAUUGCUUUCCAAAUUUACAAAUACAAGAUGCUCCUAAAAUUAAGAAAACCGUGCACACAUGUAUUGCCCUCAGAUACAUGCAGUUGCAAACUUUCCAAGGAGGAAAUGGGUGAUGGAUCUGACUCUAAGACGGAGGGAUCAGAAGAAUAUAGCAAGUGUGACGUCAACAGUUUUCCUUGAAUGUUCUUUGUGAUGUGAAGAACACCCAAUGAACAGACUAUCUACAUAGAACAACAGAAUGGAUUCCAUUUGCAGUAUAACAUCUAUGGUUUGUUACUCUGAAUGGAUCUACAUGGUCUUCAGUUUCAAAACAGAUUGACUUGAGCUGAA